AUGUCGACCAGCGCGAGCCUGUCGCCCGGCGACAUUGUCCCGCUUCAAAACACUCAAGUUCCUGGUCCCUUACAGGAGAUCCGCCCACCGCCAGCAUACGUCGCACAAUCCGGGAUUGCACAAACGCUCGCAGACUUUCAUGGCCUGGUGGAAUUUUCUGAAUCGUCGAGGAGCCAACUGAAUAAUUUCCUCGAUUGGGUCCUAUACAAUGUGCUGCUCAAUGCCAGAUCAACGGGUCUGUGGGCAGUGCAGCCUGCCGUUACCGGCAUCCUGCAUACGGAUUCGUUUACCAACAUCGCGAGGGAGGAGGUAAAUGAUCUUCUGGGGUCGCACGAGCUGUCGGCUAGCGGGGAGCAGGAUGAAUCAAGACAAGAGGAUACUAUCGUUGAUAACGAUGAUUUGCUUCGACGAUUCAGGAGCACAAGAUCUCGGAUUGCGAUGUACAGUCGGCUGGGUCAGGUUGGAGAUGAUUCCGAUGACGAUGAUCGAACAGCAGAUCACUUCUCAGGCACAGUCUCAUGGGGCGUAGCAAUGUUUUUGACGGCUCUAUGUGAAGCGGUCUCUGACUCAAUAAUACGGACCGCAUACCAGAUUGCACAGAAGCGGGCUGGACUUAUCACCGCAGACGGCUCUCCUAUUCAGACUUCUCCUUUGUCCAAGUCCACAAAUAUCACGGUUGAGGACAACGACAUGGCACAGCUGGCAACGAGUACUUUGCUUGGUCAAGCGUGGAGGGACUGGCGAAAAGCAAUUCACGGUGCGAAGAACGGGUCAUCUCUGACAACCGACAACAUCUCCCUUAAAGCUCGAUCUCAGCGGGACAGCAUGACGAUCGCAUCCAGCACAGGGGGUGAUGAUCACGCCAGUUUCGGAACGGCACAUGAGAUGGACGAUCAUACCCCCACCGCCUCUCAUGCCGAUGAUGCAAGUCAAGACGACGCGGAGAGCGCUCAUGGAGACGAUGUUCCGGACGCAUCAUACCCCGAGCAUGUACUAGCCGCCAACAUUCCGUUGCCUAUGAUCGACAGCCAGCGCGAUAUUGACGAGAUCGAAGUUCCUGGUUUAGCGCGUGAUCCCAGCGACGACGAAUCCGAUGGCUUUCGCACUCCAAAGGAGCAUUUUAUCACGCACCGCCGCAGUUCAUCGGAUUUCAAACAUUCACUGAUAUUGCCAUAUCGCAUUGUCCGCCUCCGCUCGCGGUCAUUACCUACGCUACGCGAAAUUGCAACGGAAAAGAAAGAGUCGACAGAUGUCGUCGUUGGGGCAGCGGAGAGGCUGACGAAGCUGGUCGAUAAGGACACGACAGAGGACAGCGGCAGCCGGGCUCAUCAGGAAGAGAUCUACCUGGAAAACGGCGCCGCUUCCGAGGACGUAAUCACUGCAAGCCGGGAACCCUUGGAAAAGGGCGAUGAUGUUGCAUCGAAUACGCCCCAACAGGAGCCGGGUGCGGCCUCCAAGGACAAUCAGGGCUUAGUUGCGGGCGCUGUAGCUGGUGCGUCUGCUUUUGCGGCAGCGGCAGUGUCCUUCGUGUACGGGUCGGGUGGAGAAAAGGUGGGCGAUAAGCCCGUUCCUAAAGAGAAGGAGCCGCUAGUGGACAUUUUACCAGCUUCCGCUGCAGCCUUGACGUUCCGCGACGGAAGUAGAUCUUCAAUCAAGACAGAAGUGGUUUCUGAUGACCGCCUGAUAUCCAAUAAAUCCGAGCAGAAGAGCCCUGCGGAUCAGGUUCCGGAAGCCGAACAAUCGGAAGCGGUUGACGUGCACGCGGAUGAACGGAACGUGGAAAGUGCAGCAGUACCAAGGUCGGACGUGGGAGAAUCAAAAGCACGCGCGGCCCACGAGGAACAAGCAACGUCGAUAGUGCCCAUUGCCGACGCCGCAACUGCAACAAAUUUGGACAACACUGAAAGCGAUAGCGACAUGCUUAUCACUCGCAGAAACAUCGAGGAGCUGGAGAGGCAAAAGUACAGACUCUCAGUGAAGGGUAACAAGAGGACGGAAGAGAUCAAGGCAGCGGAGCCACGCACUAACUCACCUGAUCCAGUCGUACUGCCUGACUCGCCAGCUCGGCCAGAGUCCACCGCUAGUCAACAAAGCUUCUCACUAUUUCCCAAAACUACAGCUCCUGGCAAUGACCGCAACUCUGUGCAGUCAGUACAAUCGCAUAUGCGCGGAAGACGAAGCAUCACCACCGAAGUCCUUGAUGAAGACCUCCGCGAUGCUCGCCCUCAGUCCAUCGGUCUCGCGCAGACCGCAGAUUCCCCGGUUGCAGCACCACGCAGUGGACAGCAAACCCCUGAAGAUCAAAUGAUGACGAAGCAUACGGGCGCCGCAAAUCCACGACGAUACUCGCGCCUCAUACUCAGCAUGGACGAGGCGUCCCCAUCGUCAAAUGCGACUCACGCUUUGGAAAAUGACCUAGACGCAGAAGAUUCCUCAAACCGCAAAGUGUCCCCAGUAUCUUGGGAAGCCGAGAAGCCCUCCGCGUCGACAGAAACGCAACAAAGGGCCUCAAAUCGUCAAAGCGUGCCUGCAAAUGGGCUUCAACAACAAUCACAGGCCCCGGAGAAAUCCACCUGGCGACAAUCAUUUAGCGCAACGUUGGAUAGAAAUGGCACUUGGCCUUCAGGCAAGAAGUCAACGGAGGUAGUACCCGUUAUGCCAGUGCAGGAUCAUCCAGUCAUUCAGAAAUUGGCCGAUAAAAAGAACAUCAGCAAAACGAACAAGGACGAUGAAAGGUCAAAUCCACUUACAAGUGCGAGCAUCAGAGGCCCAGAAGAUUUCGACAUGUUCGUGCAAGGCGGAGAUAUGGUCAAGUACACACUGACCCCAGAAAACGUUCGAGGAGGCGUGUCACCCGAGCGGGAACGCACUUUGCCGCCGAAGGUCAGCAGCGAUAGUAUGGUAAAUGGGUCCGCUCAACGAGACGUCCAAUCGCAAGCAGGCGACGAUCGGUUGAGUCGCAGUCAGUCUGUCAAACGAGCAACUGCAUCCGCCAUCGAUGGCGUAGAAGACUCGCAGCAACAAACAGAAAACAUUACAAGCAAGGCCGACAAACGCCGAUCAAUCAGUCGCCCUCCUACCCGCAAUAAUAGCAUUCAUAGAAGGAGUGGCUUGUUCGCGCGCGAGCCGCAGGUGCAGACUGAUUCCACGCAAGAUUUCGCAGACUUCAUUCGAUCCACUGGUCCUGACAAAGACGGCAAGAGAAGUGAAGAGCAAACAAAAGAGUCGCAGAUUUACUCUCUUCCUAGUACGAAGCGUCGGUCGACAAUUUCACUGCAUUCGAUUCGGAACAGCUUCAGAGGGCGAUCGAAUUCCCGACCUUCAUCGCCAGGCGCUGCGUCCACUCGAAGUGCCACGAGGGCGCCUGUGCCAGGCGGCGAUGUCCCGCCAGUACCCUUGUUACCCGAAAAGCGAAAGUCGCUGGCUCCUCGUGACGCAAAGACAUCAAAGGCCGGCGCCUCGGACCUCAUUGAUUUCAUCCGCAACGGGCCCCGCGGCUCACGCGAACAUCGCAUCUCACGCUCAGUGGCACCAUUCCGGACAACCAUGGACUCUGACCAAUUGACAGAGUACGGCGAUCGCAUCGCUGCGGAUUCUGAGGCUGCAUCGACCAAAACUUCCAAGACCGAAAAACGAAAAUCCUGGGCCCGAUCGAUUUCAGGGCGAUCAUUGCGCAAGCUCAGUAUGCACGAGCCGAGCAACGCCGACAAGCUCGUCCAUCCCGCGCACAGCGGGCGACCGCAAAGUCUCAGCGGCCCGAUCAUACCUCCACCUCGGAAGUCAUCGAUACCGGCCGUGCCCACUUUGCGCGGGACCAAUUCCUCUACGGCUUUAAUUCCAGACAUUGCAUUCGAGGACGGAGAAGAUGACCCUCUCACUGCACUUCCAAGGCCUCGUCGGACCGAGGAGAGCAUGGUAGACUUCCUUCGCACCACAGGGCCGCCUCAGGAUCGACCGUUGCCAAACGGCGCCGGCGCGCCUUCGCACUCCGACACCGCCUUACCGGUCCUCAACACCCACGGAGCCGAUGCCGUAAGUGUGGCGAAACGAGGGGUCGACCGAGACGACAACACACUCUCCGCACUUCCACAGCCUCCGCGAACCGUCUCGGAUAUGCUUCAGGAUGCCGCCCCUGGAGCCACAGCUGCCGCGAUCGCCGCGACCAACAACGAUACGCCCUCUGCUCUCCCAGCAGCCGUAAAUCGCACCAAGUCUACGCCACAGACCCCGCUCUCGAUCAACAGCCGCAACAGUAAGGCCACGGGUGCCACCACACUCGCAGGUUCCGAAGGCAAGCGGAAAUGGUGGGCGAUCUUUACGCCCAAGAGUCGUCUUGCACGCGACUCAGCGCGCCGAGAGGCCAAAUCGGCUUAUUUGGACAUGUGA
Molecule: messenger RNA, 4386 nt
Organism: Dissoconium aciculare CBS 342.82
Lineage: Eukaryota; Fungi; Ascomycota; Dothideomycetes; Mycosphaerellales; Dissoconiaceae
Exons: 2
Coding region: 1-4386 (1461 amino acids)
Source: RefSeq, a predicted model, not a curated record